This is a messenger RNA of Lucilia sericata (common green bottle fly), 1020 nucleotides long. RefSeq names its product putative gustatory receptor 58c (gene Gr58c). Gene Ontology annotation, biological process: sensory perception of taste. Gene Ontology annotation, cellular component: membrane. The record is from RefSeq and is a predicted model, not a curated record. Lineage: Eukaryota; Metazoa; Arthropoda; Insecta; Diptera; Calliphoridae.
AUGGCUGAAUCGUUGUCGUUAACACAAAGUCGCGUACUAAAGUACUUUUUCUUUCAUGGCUUUCUGAUCUCACGCCUAGUGGGUGUAUUAAACUUUUCGUAUGAUUUUAAACGUCACAAAUUCGUGCAACAAUCAAAAAUUCAACAUUUUUAUUGUGCCUCUCUACACAUUAUCUACGUUUUAAUCUUACCCUGGGCCUUGGCGUCUUCAUAUUUUAAAGAGGCCUCUUUUGAGCAGAAACCUUUUUAUAUACUACUCAAUGUGACUAUAACGGUAUUGCGUUUACCAUCCUUAUUUCUGACACUUUUGGGUACUUGGUUGUGGCGCAAGAACUUUAUUGGAGUUAUUCAACGUUUUGAAUCAUUGCGCAUGCGUUAUUUUUAUUUAUUAAGUGAAACGAAACGUCGAGAGAUUUUGAGGCAUAAUGAUAUCUUAAUAUCUUUAAAAAUAUUAACUUCUACCAGUUUAAUUUGUACUUUCUAUAUGCGUAUUUUGAUAUUUGCUGAAAAUCCUUCCCGAGAAUUUGUGGGUUACAGUGUGUAUUUUGGCAUUCUGGAAAUUUUAAGUAUUUUCAAAAUGAAUUUCUUUUAUUGUUGCAUGUGUUAUGCAAAUUGUGUGGUGCGUUACGUACGUGACUUAUUAUUCGAAGAAUGCUCUAAAAUUACUGCCCAUAAAGUGCGGGAGUUAUUAAAAGUUUAUAUGGAAGUUAGUCGUUUGGUUAAGGAGAUACGCCGUGUUUAUCAAUGGGAAAUAUUAAGCAUAACUUUGGCCUCAAUGGUGGCUUUGAGGUUGUUGUUUAAUUUCAUCAUAAAUUGGCAGAAUCUUGAACAGGAUCAGCUGGGAGUUUGGUAUAUAUUGGUUUUGAUUUGUCUAAAUGCCGCUUUUGUUAAUAUGUUGGAUAUUUUGUUGAUUGCCUUUGUUUGUUGCAAUACCAUCAAGUGUACCAGACGUAUAAGAGAUGUUUUGCUGCUCAUAAAUGUUCAAAUGCAAUUGCCUGAUCAAGAGGAGUUGCAAAGAGAG